Molecule: messenger RNA, 834 nt
Organism: Guillardia theta CCMP2712
Lineage: Eukaryota; Cryptophyceae; Pyrenomonadales; Geminigeraceae
Exons: 3
Molecular function (GO): glycosyltransferase activity
Source: RefSeq, a predicted model, not a curated record
AUUGGACGAACCAUGACGGAGUCUUGGACGCUUGACCACUCUUGGGUUCGGUGUGCUCAAAGGGUGGACGAGCUCUGGGUUCCCUCUAAAUGGCAUGUCGAGGCCUUUAAGAAUGCUGGAAUCCCCGAGGACAAGCUGAUGGCAAUUCCUGAGGCAGUAGACACUGAAUUCUUUGAUCCUGCACUCGCUAAGAAGCAGGAGCGGCAUUCCGAUGAUCUGGUCCUGCUUUCAGUCUUCAAGUGGGAGCAUCGCAAGGGAUGGGAUGUACUGUUGGACGCCUACUGGUCUGCAUUCACCCCGCAAGACAAAGUUGUCUUGAAGAUAAGGAGCUACAUCCCAUCGUGGGAAGGAGGGCUCACCGAGAUGCAUGCUAGGGUAACCCAGUACGCCAAGAUGGAGUCGCCGAACCGUGGAGGACCAACGAUCCAAGAAGGAGCCUUGUCGAGGGCAGAGAUGAGGGACCUGUAUGCUUCGAGUGAUGUGAUGGUGCUCCCGACGAGAGGAGAAGGCUGGGGCCUUCCGAUUGUGGAGGCCAUGGCUAUGGAGCUCCCGGUCAUCGUUACCAACUUUAGCGGGCCCACUGAGUAUCUCACGGAGAGUAAUUCGUAUCCUAUCGGCUACUCGAUGGUAGAGCGACACAGCCACAUGUACGCAGAGCCAGACUUUGAUCAACUUGUAUCAACGCUACGACAUGUAUUUGCGAAUGCUAAGGACAGGGCGGCGAAGGGCAAGCGAGCAAGACAAGACAUGGUCAAGCGAUUCUCUCCCAGUGUUGUAGUCGAUCAGAUGAUUGAUCGCGCUAAUUUCUUACUGAGUAAUAAAACCCGAAUUUGA